AUGACCGAGGAGCCCUCCGCUUCCUCCCGCGGCACUCGCCGGUCGCGCCACCGUUCACCGCCCACCUCCCUCCCGGCGCACUUCGCACGCAAAGGCUACCUCUCCGUUUCGGACCUCGUCGGCCCCUCAUGGUGCGAGUACAACUAUCAAUAUGGUAUCCUGUCCCUCUCCCAUUUGCCACCGUCGCAACGACCCGCAACAAUCACCACAGAGACCGGAACAACGCUCGCGGCAGCACCACAGCUGGUGCUCGCCAAAGAAGCGACGUUGACAGCGGGCAAGGCGGUACACACGGUGCUCGAGCGCGAAGUCGCACCUGUCACCGUCGUCGUCGAGACGCAAACCAAGGAGGAUGGGUGGGCGUUGAGGCUGUUGAAUCUGUGGUGUGACGUGCAGGGGUUGCUGCAGCUCGAGCCAGGGAGUGGGAAGGGAAAGGGGGUAAAGUGCGUACGUGAGGUCCCCGUGUACGGGUGGGUCCACGGCGUGAUGGUCAUGGGCGUGAUCGACGAGAUCGAGAAGCGAAGCCUCCAGCCCAGUCCAAGAACAGAGAAGGGCAAAACUUGGGCUAGCCAGGAGGAGUGGAAGAAAGAUCAGCGGAAGAACUCCAGCCCGAAGAAAUCCUCCAGUGCAAGCACAGCGAAACCGCUAAUGGCAUUCUUCAGCUCCCAAUCCAAACCACCCGAUCCGGAACCCGCACCAUCUGCAGAGCAAAAACGAUGGGACUACUUUCUGUCGGACACAAAGACGAGGAUAUCCUCCUGGCUUCCGGCGGAGGAGGAUCAGCACAGUGCACGGAUGCAGUGCAUGACGUACAAACGGCUCUUCGACGGGCUCCUGCUGGGCGCUCUUCGUGGCGAAGAUCACAGGAUGGGAUUCGACCCGAAAGCAACGCCCAUGGACUGGGAUCAGACAUUUGCGUCGCUCGAUCUGGACCCACAUCAGCCGUUGUCGGAGGCGUUCUUGAGGGACGCAGAGCCGUUGUGUCAGAGCUGGGGAACGGAGCUGGGGUUGUGGGUUGCGCAGAAUGAGGCUGACGUGUGCACGUUAGAUCACAUACGGCUGUUGUUGGAGCAGGGGUUGAGGGGGCUCGUGGAGGAUGCGAGACACGGGCACGGGCAGGAGAAUAAGGAUGGGGAAGGAAAGAUUGCGGUGAUACAGGAGACACUUGCAUUGACGUAUAGGAGACAGAAGCAGCGGCGGCGGGGGAAGCGGAAGAAGGCGGCUCCUAAUCAUGUCUCAAACGGAAAGCAGGAGCAGGACGGUGAUCUUCGUCAGUUGACGCUGGAGGACAGCAUGGCUGCUGCGGGCGAUGAAGCUGUGACGCUCGAGGACAGCGUCCCAGCUGCAGAUGGUGAGGCCGUCACGACAGAGGGUGCGAUCGAGUCGACCCUCGCUACCGACCCGCCAGCGACGGAAGCAAAGAAAUCCCUCGACGCCAUGGAAGGACACAACGACGCACUCGAGGCGAUCUCGACCGCGCUCUCCCCGCCACCUUGCACGCCUCGUCGCCGAACCACCUCUCCCACUUCACCCACACCCACAACCCCUUCGUCACCAUCACCACCAGCGUCCAUCAUCGGCAUCGUCACCUUCGCCCACGACCCUCCCACCCUCGAUGCAUACCUCCACCGCAUGAUCCGCAUGUGGAAAGGCGAGCGGGCGCUCGAAGGAGUCCGCAUCGACCAGACGCGUCGCUGCUGGACGUGCGAGUGGAUGGACGGGUGCGAGUGGCGUACUCAGCAAUCUAACCGGCGCGUUGUCAAGCCAGACUCGGAGGAAGAGGGCGAAUUCUGGUCCAACUUGGAUUACGAAUCGAUCGAGGUGCGCGAUUCGAGUGGCAACCUCGUGGAUUGGUAG
Kalmanozyma brasiliensis GHG001 is the source of this 1857-nucleotide messenger RNA. Its product is annotated as Exonuclease V. The coding region runs from base 1 to 1857 and encodes 618 amino acids. Gene Ontology annotation, molecular function: single-stranded DNA 5'-3' DNA exonuclease activity. The transcript has a single exon. Lineage: Eukaryota; Fungi; Basidiomycota; Ustilaginomycetes; Ustilaginales. Gene Ontology annotation, biological process: interstrand cross-link repair. Gene Ontology annotation, cellular component: mitochondrion; nucleus. The record is from RefSeq and is a predicted model, not a curated record.